AUGCCGGCGAGGCCGAAUCGCCGUCGUGCCAAAGCCCAGCACCGGCUGGGCUGGGGGGGCCACGGGGAGCGCCGGGGGGUCCCCGCCUGCGGGUUGAUGGCAGCCAAAUCCGGCCGGACUGGAAAGGUGAGGCAGGAAAAGGGCAACGCCUUCGCCUGGGCGAGACUCAGAGCCGCACAUGGUGCCGGCGGCCGCUUGCCCCGGCACAGCAGGCGCAGCCCCCCGGCACGGCCGCCGCGGACGCCCGGAGGCUCCGACAGCGUGGCGGCUGGAUCCCGGCCCGGCAAGGGAAUUGCAGAGUCGGUGGCUGGUUGUUCCCUGCCUUCGCUAGCUUCGUCGCCUUCCCCACGUGAAGAAGAGCUGACCACCCCUCUCCUGAAGAAGGCUCACACCCCACCUCUCCAUGAGGACGCCAACACCGUGGUCAUCGCAGUGGUCAUCACCCUGGUCUUCCUCACCCUGCUGACGGUCCUGGUGGUGAUCAUCAUCUACCUGUACAGAAACAAAGGCAGCUACCUCACCUACGAGCAGCCGGCGGCAGAGGCCGACGUGUCGGUGCAGAUGGAGGACGCUCCAUCCAAAGAGAAAGAAGAGUAUUUUAUCUAA
Messenger RNA from Nipponia nippon (crested ibis), 606 nucleotides. Lineage: Eukaryota; Metazoa; Chordata; Aves; Pelecaniformes; Threskiornithidae. The record is from RefSeq and is a predicted model, not a curated record.